Messenger RNA from Penicillium manginii, 1089 nucleotides. RefSeq lists its product as uncharacterized. Gene Ontology annotation, molecular function: zinc ion binding; (R,R)-butanediol dehydrogenase activity. The record is from RefSeq and is a predicted model, not a curated record. Gene Ontology annotation, cellular component: cytoplasm. Gene Ontology annotation, biological process: butanediol biosynthetic process. The coding region runs from base 1 to 1089 and encodes 362 amino acids. NCBI's taxonomy places the organism in Eukaryota, Fungi, Ascomycota, Eurotiomycetes, Eurotiales, Aspergillaceae. The transcript is spliced from 4 exons.
AUGACAAAUACGUCUACGGAGACCGACGCGUUGCGAACCACGCUCAAAAGUGCACCGAAGAUGCAAUCAGUUCGCUUCCACGGGCCUGGUGAUAUCCGCGUUGAAGAACUUGAUGAACCUACCUGUGGCAAAGGCCAAGUUAAAGUUUGUCUUUACAACAUGCAUUUCAUACCGGAGACUGCGCUAACAAAUGAUAUCAAGAUGAGACCUGCUUACGUCGGCAUAUGCGGCAGUGAUCUACACGAAUUCACCAGUGGCCCAAUAUUGAUCCCAGAAACUCCACAUAAUAUCACAGGCUGUACGCAUCCAGCAACAUUGGGCCACGAAUUUGGCGGAAUUAUCGAAGAAGUCGGCGAAGGCGUCACAAAUGUUUCGCCCGGGCAACGUGCCGUCGCUAUGGUGGGGGUAUGGCUCAUAAAAUUGUCGCUCCGGCAGGUCACUUCUAUACCCCUCCCUGAUAAAGUAUCCCUCGAGACUGCUUCUCUUAUUGAACCCCUUGCCGUAUCAUGGCACGCUGUCCACUCGUCCCCUUUCAAAAAAGGAGACAGUGUCCUCAUAGUCGGCGGGGGCCCGAUAGGGCUCGGUAUUGUUCAAGUCUUGAAGCUACAGGGCGCAGGCCAAAUCAUAGUAGCCGAACCAAUGGACAACCGCAAGAAAUUCUGCACGGAUUACGGAGCGACAGCAAUUCUCGAUCCUGGCGAGGUGGAUGUCACGAAACGAGUUCGAGAGCUGACUGGCGAUGUUGGAGCAGAUGUUGUGUUUGAUACGGCUGGCGUGGAGAAAGCGCUGCCAGGGGCGAUAGCCGCUGUCCGCGUUCAGGGGACGAUUGUGAAUCUUGCUGUUUGGGAGGGCAACCCUUCUCUUCCUGUAAAUGAUUUAAUGUAUAAGGAGGUGCGGUAUAUGGGGGCAGCUUUAUAUGACGAGCAAUCUUUCUUGGAUGUGAUCCAGGCACUGAAUGCAGGCCAUUUGCGACCUGAGAAGAUGAUUACUGGUAGGGUUCCACUGCGCGAUGCGGUAGACAAAGGAAUUCUGGCACUGUUGAAUCAUCGUGAUGAGCAUUGCAAGAUUCUUGUCGAUGUGCAAGAAUAA